Messenger RNA from Saccostrea cuccullata (small rock oyster), 1413 nucleotides. Its product is annotated as derlin-1-like. The transcript has 8 exons. Gene Ontology annotation, molecular function: misfolded protein binding; ubiquitin-specific protease binding. Bases 123 to 884 code for a protein of 253 amino acids. Lineage: Eukaryota; Metazoa; Mollusca; Bivalvia; Ostreida; Ostreidae. The record is from RefSeq and is a predicted model, not a curated record. Gene Ontology annotation, cellular component: endoplasmic reticulum membrane; Hrd1p ubiquitin ligase ERAD-L complex. Gene Ontology annotation, biological process: endoplasmic reticulum unfolded protein response.
UCCGGUUUUGAAACCAAGUUUGUUUUGGUUUAGGACACGUCAGAUAAUUAUUUUUUUGUAGAUUGUGUGAUUUGGUACAUUUAAAAAGACGUUGUAGCGUCAGAAAUUAACUAAGAAGAAAGAUGGCAUCAAACGAUAUAGGGGACUGGUAUCGAGGAAUUCCUCAGAUGACAAAAUACUGGUUUACCGGUUCAGUGGUGGUUCCACUGGUAGCAAGAUUUGGACUAAUUAACCCUAGGAAUCUUAUUCUUAUAUUCGAAAGUGUGUUUUAUAAAUUCCAGAUCUGGAGACCUGUGACAGCUGUUUUAUUUUACCCAAUAUCUGGACCCAGUGGAUUCCACUAUCUGAUGAACCUUUAUUUCUUAUAUUCAUAUUCUACAAGACUUGAAACAGGUAUAUUUGAUGGGAAACCUGCAGAGAUGGCAUUUCUGCUCAUUUUCAACUGGUUGUCUCUUGUUAUAAUUGGAUUUGCUGCAGAAAUGUGGAUUUUAAUGGAUCCCAUGGUGUUAAGUGUACUGUAUGUCUGGUGUCAACUUAACAAAGAUAUGAUUGUGUCUUUCUGGUUUGGAACACAAUUCAAGGCUAUGUAUCUCCCAUGGGUCCUAUUAGCCUUUAAUAUGAUUAUUGGACAAGGAGGACUAACAGAACUUGUUGGCAUCAUUGUGGGACAUCUUUAUUUCUUCCUCAUGUUUAAAUAUCCACAAGACUUCGGAGGAGCAAGACUUAUUUCAGUACCUAACAUACUGUACAAAUAUUUUCCAAACAGAAGAGGAGGCGUGUCAGGGUUUGGAAUUCCCCCCUCAAGUCGGCGGCAGGCCCCUGAUAACAAUGGAGAUAAUCACCGGCACCACUGGGGGAGGGGCCAAAAUCUGGGAGGAAACUAACGACUCAUUAUGUGCUGUCAUAUCAUAUGUCUUAUCAACAAAAUCUGUGUCAUUUACGGAAAGAAUUUUAUGGGUUUUGAAUGAAUAUCGUGAGAUUUUUUAAGAAAACUCUUUGAUGCCUGCCGUUAUGUUCUAAUGUAGCUUGUUCACACUGAAGUGUCAUUCCUUGAUCUAUACAUGUAUUGUGAUGGACAUUGUACAUUGUAAGGUUAGCUGACUGAGAUAUUUUAAAUUAUUUGAUGAUUACUGUGUUCGUGGGUUUCAUUUGAUGCAGUCAUAUUGAUUGUGAGGAUAUGUUUGGACAUUUUGUACAUAUACCAAUUGUACUUCUGUUCCCAAAAUUUAAGUGAGCUUUAUUAUAUUGCCUGUCUGGUAACAUUUAAAUAUUUAUUAUAUUUGAUCUACAGUAUGGAGAAUUCAUUUCAGAAUUCAGAAAGAUUAAGAUGCAAGCUAGUAUACAUGUAUGUACAUGUUUGUGAAUUACAUGUAAUUAUGAAAUGAUUUAAUAAAAUUAAACAUGUCAGAAAAA